ACCCUCCCCCGGCCGGCGCGGCCCGCCCUGGCGAGUCAGUCCUCGGGUUCCCUCCCUCCCCGGGCGCGCUCGGGCCGCCGCUGCGCUCCCCGCCCUCCAGCCGCCUUGCCGGAGCCGCCCGCUGCCGGAGGAGGAGGUGGAGGAGCCGCAGGGGCCCGCCGAGGCGGCGGCGGCGGCAAGAUGGCGGACUUCCUGCCGUCGCGCUCCGUGCUGUCCGUGUGCUUCCCGGGCUGCGUGCUGACGAACGGCGAGGCCGAGCAGCAGCGCAAGUCCAAGGAGAUCGACAAAUGCCUGUCGCGGGAGAAGACCUACGUGAAGCGGCUGGUGAAGAUCCUGCUGCUGGGCGCGGGCGAGAGCGGCAAGUCCACCUUCCUGAAGCAGAUGCGGAUCAUCCACGGCCAGGACUUCGACCAGCGCGCGCGCGAGGAGUUCCGCCCCACCAUCUACAGCAACGUGAUCAAAGGUAUGAGGGUGCUGGUAGAUGCCCGAGAGAAGCUUCAUAUUCCCUGGGGAGAUAACAAAAACCAGCUCCAUGGAGACAAGUUGAUGGCAUUUGAUACCCGCGCCCCCAUGGCUGCCCAGGGGAUGGUGGAGACUCGAGUGUUCCUGCAGUAUCUUCCUGCUAUCAGAGCCUUAUGGGAGGACAGUGGUAUACAGAAUGCCUACGAUCGGCGCCGGGAAUUCCAGCUGGGUGAGUCUGUAAAGUAUUUCUUGGAUAACUUGGAUAAACUUGGAGUACCGGAUUACAUUCCAUCACAGCAAGAUAUCCUGCUUGCCAGAAGGCCCACCAAAGGCAUCCAUGAGUACGACUUUGAAAUUAAAAAUGUUCCUUUCAAAAUGGUUGAUGUAGGUGGCCAGAGAUCAGAACGGAAACGCUGGUUUGAAUGCUUUGACAGUGUGACGUCGAUACUUUUCCUUGUCUCUUCAAGUGAAUUUGACCAGGUGCUUAUGGAGGACCGCCAGACCAAUCGCCUUACAGAAUCUCUGAACAUUUUUGAAACAAUUGUCAACAAUCGGGUUUUCAGCAACGUCUCCAUAAUCCUCUUCUUAAACAAGACAGACUUGCUCGAGGAGAAAGUGCAAGUUGUUAGCAUCAAAGACUAUUUCCUAGAAUUUGAAGGGGACCCCCACUGCUUAAGAGACGUCCAAAAGUUUCUGGUGGAAUGCUUCCGGGGGAAACGCCGGGACCAGCAGCAGAGGCCGUUGUACCACCACUUCACCACCGCGAUCAACACAGAGAACAUCCGCCUCGUGUUCCGGGACGUGAAGGACACGAUCCUUCAUGACAACCUGAAGCAGCUCAUGCUGCAGUGAUGACAAGACUCGCUGUUUUAAUACCUUGUUGUGAUUUUGAUUGUUUUCUGUUUGUCUUGUUUUUCUCUUUAAAUGGCAGUUUACAACAGCAGUUAGAAGAAUCUCAGUUGUGUGUGUCUAACUUCUUGGAGAACUUAGUUCAUCUGUGGCCUUUAGUUUGUGGCUGACAGCUGCUGAAUUAACCCAUUGCCAAUAUCUGCUAGAAUUUGGGCUUUGAUUGGUUUCACUGUGGCUUACCUUCAAGUCCAAUUAUAACUUCCUGGCAACCUUACACUAGGUGUUUUUCAGGCCUUGAAUUCUCAUAACUGUCCUGCAGUUCUAAGAAUAGGCAGUAUCUUUAAGAACUUGUAGGGAUGAGAGUAUGAAAAUUCAGCUCUAAAGAGAGAGAGUGCCUUACCCAGCAAUGACAUGCCUCCCUAUGUGAGCCCUGGUCUGGAAGGGCUGUUAGAGAAAAGUUUUAGGGAGGAGUCUCGGCCCACAGAGGCUUGGCCCCCUACACACACAGCAGUAGUUUGUUUUCCCUCAAUUUCUCUAAUUUCUGUAGGGCAGCAGUCUCAGCCCACAGAGGCUUGGCCCCCUACACACACAGCAGUAGUUUGUUUUUCUCAGUCUCUUUACUUUCUGAAGGUAAUGUCUUACUGCUUAAGUUUACAAGAUGGAUCUCAGCCUGAUGCUGAUGCGGUCACAAAUGGUACAUGUGCUAUGUUGAUCUGAGAUGAGCAGUGACACGCAGUUUCCUUUGCCAUACAUGCUGUCACUAACUUAAUGUGCCAUGUUACAACAUCUGGAGAGGGCAAGCACCCUGGUGACGGACAUCACCAUAGCAGCCCCAGAGUGUGACUUUCUGGUCCUGUCUCCUUGGACUUUGUGCCUUGCUGGAGAGAACCACUGUUGGGUCUUCUUCCUUUAGCCCCACUGUCUCAACCUCAGCAGCUCUGAACUGUGGUGCUCUCGGGCUUCUCUUGUCCCCGAGAGCUUGGUGGGCAGCAUUUCCCUGUGAACUGUUCAAAAAGGCAUCCUUUCAGUACCCUGUCCCUGGUUAGUGUCUCUCUGUGACAGAGUUUGUAUGUGUUGUGUGUGUCAUCGUGUGUGAGACACAGCUUCAUUGAGGUACAUUCAAAUGUCUUAAGGAUGCAUCUAAGGAUAAGCAAUUUUUUUUUGGCCCAUACUUAAGGAGGUUUGCCUUCACACACACACACACACACACACACACACACACACACACACACACACACACACACACACACACACACCAUUGCUAACUUAAACCAUGCCCAUGAGGUAGCUUGUGAUAAAAUACAGUGGCUGGUGUACAAAACCAUUUGGCAUGUUCCAACUGGCCUGGGAGUUUGUAGAACCUGAGCUUGUCCCUGCUGUCCCUGGAGAGCACACGAGGGCAGUGAAGCCUGUUUUACUGUGUGACUAUUCUCAGGCAAGAAAUUGCGCCCUGAAAGACUGGCUGACUAUGAGGCCCAAAAGCAGUGGCUUUCUUCUUUUCUUGCUGGAGGGUGCCAGAGCUGGGCCCUAGUGUAUGUAUACUUGAGAGACCUGACUUGUCCUGGAUUUGAGCUUUCACUGUCAUUCUGGUUAUAAAGUCCAGUGCUUUCUUGCCUUGGUAAUAUCAUGAGCUUAAGACAUGUAUGUCAGUAUCACAGUGCAGGUGUUGUUAGCAUAAUUCACCAUAAUUCAUGGUUCUACAUCUGGUCCUUUUUCUGUCAAAAAAAAAAAAAAGAUAUGUCAUUUAAAUGUAUGGUUAGCAUCACUCCAAUGCUGAUGAGCAUUUGAGUGUGUGUGCAGUAAUGUGUUCUGUGUUAAUUUAGCAAACAUUAUUGUGCAUUGGCCACAACUAAGUGCAGUGAAGGCAGCAGAAGUCAGUCCCACCAGAAAGCAGUUGUGUCUGGUUACAUUUAAGCUCUGUGGUGAGCACAGAAAUUCUGCCUGACAGAGCAGGAUCUCUGACUUCCUCCAUUGUGACCGUCACCAAGAAAGGACCAGAGCUCCUGACUAGAGACAGCAUCCUUCCGGGUCCCUGCAGCUUCCUUCUGGAGCGUGCAGCAUCUUAGAACCCAGUGCGGUCUAGAUCCAUUCUCACGUGGUAGAUUACUUACAUGCCGUCUCCACAGGAUUGGUUAGAACUUAAAGAACAGUGAGGCCCAGCCAGAAAGCCACGGUCCACACUUACAGUCUGACACUUACACACCCUGAAAGUCAGGUCCUUUUGUGAAGUGAAAUACUGUUGUGUGAAGAGGGCGAUGGAAUUUAGCCAACAGAAUUGAAAAGGUGCCUAACCCUCCGUGUGCUGACUUCUCCCUCCUGGCCCCUGAGCCAUGCCUUGGAGCUGAGGCUCUGUGGGGCAUUGGUCUGUGUAUGUCUCGGGUGCUUGGAGUGACUGUGCCUAAUCCAGACUCCUCCUUCAAUCCCGCAGCCUUCCUGCUUACUGACAGAGAACCACACAAGUGUCUUGGUUGACUUCGAAAUCUUUUUAUACAUUUCAGAGUUGCCUUAUAAAUAAGAGAACAACCCAGACUUAGACCUUAAUUUUCUUUGUAAUGGGGAAAGGGCUUUGUUCCACAUUUUCUUAUACUCUCAACUCAAGAUGUGCCACCCAGAUAUCUGUCUGUAAUGGCCUGAGAUGUUGCUCUCUGCCAAAUCCUGUCUGUAUUCAAUAGAAGCCUCCCUAUCAGGUUUUCUAUCUGGAAAGGGUACUUGAUAGCCAAAGAGAAGCUUCAGCCAAGCCAGACAGGAUGUCCUGAAGAGGAGCAUGUUGGGUUUUUUUGUUUGUUUGUUUGUUUUCCUAUCGCAGUGCAUUGUGGGUACUCCACACCCAAAGGGUCCUCUGGUGAAGUUCUCAAGUUGGGACUCAACAGGGAAAUGCUUGUUACGUUAGUGGCAGCUGUUGCUGUUACUAAAGUAAGAGUAAGACCACCAUUAGUACCAGAAGUGACAAGAAUUGUUAGAUCCAGCAAAAAGCAUAUGCCCCCAAGUAACUCAUACCUUCUAGUGUGUAUGCCCAAACGCUUGGGCAUCUGUUUUGAUGGCAUGCAUUUCUCAGUGUUGGUAUUCACAUCCGGUUAUGCCUCGUUUAUAUGAAGAAUAAAAUGGCCAAGUUAUGCGGUUAUAUCCUGAGACUCAAGCUAUUUGGAAAACCCUCAAAUUGGCGCUUUCAUUAUUUAAUGAUACAUUUAGGCAAAACCCCAAACAAACCAUCUGAAACCUGACUCCGAGGUGCAAUUUGUUAGCGAUGUUAUUUUUCUCGUUUGAGAAGACCAAGCGUCAGUGUUAAUUUGAAUUUCCUGUAUGAACCCCUGCAUCCCACCUUUAAGGCCCAGUCAAACGUUUGUAAGACGUCCCCUAAUAAACCUAGAGAGGCUGCUUCCUUACCCUCUCAUUUCUUUUCAUUUUAUUUGAAUGACGGAGAGUGAAGCUUUUCAGGUCCUUUUAUUUGGAAAAAUCAGACUUUGGCUAUCUGUCUCUUUCCUGAGAUUUCAGCACGUUAAAUUCCAUGAGUCAAGGGAUCUUUGGUUCUUGCUGCUUGAAUGAAAGUUUUUUUCUGCUUUUUCUUUUUUUCCUUUUCUUUUUAAAAAAAAAAAAUGUGGUUGGCUUUUCAGCCCAGAAAGCAUGAGGGCACGUGAUGCCCGUUUUCUUAUGGUACGAGUUUAGGGCUUAGUCAGUUUACAAUAGGAUUGAAUUUUGUGUCAAAACCUGAUGGUGGCUCCUCAGAUACCAUCAGCUAGAUGCUUCUAGCCGUGCCCGGCAGGCGGGCAGGUAUCAGAUUCAUCAAAGCAGUGUUCAUCCGCUAACAUUGUGCCGUCCUCCCGGAUGUAGAUCAGCACCGGAAUUUACCUGCUCAUCCCUCCGUAGAGCAAGCAGUCAGGUCUGACCAGCCAGUUUUGAGUGCCUUGGGUGGCACAUGGCAUUGUUUUGUAUCUGUUGGCUUGCAUAUUUGUGCUUUUGAGGCAGGGUCUCCUUGGGUACCCCAGAGUGGUCUUGAAUUUGAGAUCCUCCUGGCUCAACUUCCCAACUGCAGAGAUUACCACUUGUUUUGUCUUUUUGUUUUGUUUUUGUUUUUUAAAUAAAGCACUAGUCAUGUGAUAGCGUUUAGUGGGCUGUGAUGUGACUUUUAUGACGUAUGCUAUGUUAAUCUUGAUGAAAUUGCCAGAUGGUGUAAAGCCUACCUGAAUCUACGAGGUAGAAGUUUUGGGUCUGUGAGGGUCACUGAUGGCCACAAACCACCUUCUCGGUAUGCAAUCCUUGCUCCAUUCACAGAUGCAACGUUGCCAAAGGGAGUGACGAUUUUGACACUAACCGUGCCUCUUCAAUGGCACCGGGGAUGACAGGGGAGGAGGCAGUGUGUUCUUGUUGGGUGCCUAUGGUAAUGAAGCAUAUACUGUGUACCUUCUCUUCACCUCUUACUUGAAAGCAGAUUCGCAAAAUAUCCUGAAUGACUUCUCUCUCUUACACGUGAGCUCACAAGGCCCAAGAAGCCUUAGUAGAGGCACACAGUGCAGACCUUAUAGACGGUGUUCCUAACGAGACAUGGUUUAUGCUACACUCAAUAAAAGUAUUUGUGUCUGGUAGGGUUUGUUUGUUUGUUUGUUUGUUUGUUUGUUUCUCCAUUCAUCUUUCUAAAACUUUCCUGAAACUAAGCUGGUUACAGUUGUAGACAAAAAAGAUGGGUUUUGGUCAGAGAUUUGGUUCAAGAGUCGCCGUAAAUUAUUCCUGUAGGUAGAUCUAAGAGUCCAAAGGUAUGCUUUCAUUUCACCAAACAAAUUAAUAUGCAUAAAGGCCUUUUACUUUUGUACAUAUUUUGCAAAAGUUUGUCCCUCUACUAUUAAUAUUUGCUUUGUAAAAAUUACUGACAUUUAAUAAACAUUUAUAAAUGA
Molecule: messenger RNA, 6197 nt
Organism: Mus musculus (house mouse)
Lineage: Eukaryota; Metazoa; Chordata; Mammalia; Rodentia; Muridae
Gene: Gna13
Product: guanine nucleotide binding protein, alpha 13
Exons: 4
Coding region: 181-1314 (377 amino acids)
Biological process (GO): regulation of cell migration; Rho-activating G protein-coupled receptor signaling pathway; Rho protein signal transduction
Cellular component (GO): plasma membrane; nucleus; cytoplasm
Molecular function (GO): G-protein beta/gamma-subunit complex binding; G protein-coupled receptor binding; guanyl nucleotide binding
Source: RefSeq, marked validated